Messenger RNA from Electrophorus electricus (electric eel), 5196 nucleotides. RefSeq names its product CREB regulated transcription coactivator 2 (gene crtc2). The record is from RefSeq and is a predicted model, not a curated record. Lineage: Eukaryota; Metazoa; Chordata; Actinopteri; Gymnotiformes; Gymnotidae. Gene Ontology annotation, biological process: positive regulation of transcription by RNA polymerase II; protein homotetramerization. Gene Ontology annotation, cellular component: cytoplasm; nucleus. Gene Ontology annotation, molecular function: cAMP response element binding protein binding.
AACAUUACGCGCUUGUAGUUUUACAAGCGCAUAUAUGCGGCCUUAACAGAUGUUAAUUUUACUUUUAAGAACUACAUUAUCCGCAAAGUAUUUCUCGCGAAUCUCAGGAGUAUUUCUUUAUCGGUCGCUGUUUGUGUUCUGUCCGUCUGAGGCAAUUUUUCUGCUUAAUGAAAUCAAAUAAUGAAUUUGGUAGGAACAGGGAUACAGGACCCGGCCGCUGGCCCGGUACAGGGUCCGCAUCUUUUACAUGCAAUCCCCGCAAAUUUAGCGAGAAAAUCGCUUUGCACAAUCAACGGCAAGCUGAAGACACCGCUGCUUUCCAAGAGGUUAUGAUGGACAUCACUUCCACCAGGAUUCAGGCUCAGAGAGCUAGACAAGCACGCAGUCUGGCUCCAUAUGGAGGAUCCCUGCCAAAUGUAAAUCAUAUAUCAAAAUCUGCAGAUACCCAGAGCCUCGACUGUAGCUUUGCCACCCAGCAGCAGCACCUGAGGCCAGACCAUGGAAAGAGAGAUGUCCGAGCUGGAGCCCUUGGAAGACCAAAUAGGAGACAUACUGACAGUGCCCCCUAUCUGUCUUUCCAAUUAUCGCCUCACUCAAGCUCCAUUUGGCGAAGGAACUGGUCCAGUAGAUCUGUGAAUGAAAAAAGCCAGGUGGACCAGCUACCAGUAACAACCCUGAAUAGGACUAACUCAGACUCUGCCCUCCACACCAGUGUGAGGAUUACCAACAUUGGUGAUACAAAUCCUACCCAGGUUUUGACAGCCUGUUCCAGAAAGAGUGGGCAACCAUUGUUUCUGCAUCCUGUCCCUCGGAUUCAGGAAAAUGUUCAAGAGGAGGGGAUGUUCAACUCACAGAAGCUGUCAUCAAUGUUACCAGGAUGUGAUACCUCUGGAAAACAUGUUCUCUGUGCUCCGGAGGUGAGCUGUUCUUUCCCAGAUGUCCCUUCUCUCAGCACCAGUGGCUCUCUCCCAGACCUGUCCAGUCUGCACCUGCCGUCUGCUGUGUCUGAGCUCCUGGAUCCAGACCCUCGGAGCCACACCUCCUCUCUCUGCAGCCCCACCAGCAUGCAUCACCUUCUCAGCACUCCUGCACAUUCUACUGUCACGACCGGCAGGGAUUUUCCUCUGCCAAGUUUGUCAUCAUCUCUCCAGUUGUUCACUAGCAGUCCCUUGCUUCCAUCUUCACUCAGCAACCCCAACCUCCAGUCAACGCUUAGCAGCCAUUCUCUGCCCAACUCUCUUAGCUCCACAGCCCUGUGCCUGUCGCUGAGCAACUCCUCCCGGAAGGCCUCCUACAGCAACCAGUCCCUACAGUCCUCCCUUAGUAGCUCCUCUCUGAGUAACCAGUCUCUCCAGUCAGCAACCAGCCAUUGCAGUUAUAGCAGUGGGAUUGGUGGAUCUCGCUCUUGCUCCUCCUCAUCUCUUUCUUGCUCACCACAUGCAUCUGGACAAGUUACAAUGCCACAUACCACUUCAUCACGGAAGAGAACCCAGCUCAAUCCAUUAAUAAUGCCCAGUGGUGGAGAAUCUCUUUGGCAACAACCAAAGCAGUUCUCACCCAAUGUGUCCCAAACACUGUACUCAAUAACCCAGGGUGUCCCACUUAAUACAAACAAAAUGUCACAGGAGACCAAACAAUUAACAUAUUGCUAUAGUCAGCUUCCUCCACCAGAGUCUCCAGUGGCAUGUCAGUCUUUGCAGCACCAUCAACCAGAGACAUGGCUUCAUUUGGGACAAGAAACAAGCCAGAAAUGCCAGAAUGCCUUGCAGCAGUCAAGUUCUCAAAGUACAGCCCAACCACAGUAUUCCCAGCAUCAGCAGGCAACGUUGGUCCCACCAUCAGAUGAAAAUAACUCACAGCAACACCUGGUGAACCCACAACAACAUGCAUCCCAGCAUCAGGUGUAUGAACAAAAACAAAUCUUGCAUCAUCAGUACCAGCAGGCUCAGUAUCCACAACGAUCAUCAUUGUAUCAUCAACAUUGUCUACAGACUCAGGAAUAUAUACAGCAGCAGUCACAACAACAUCCACUGCACCACCACACACAGUCACUGCAGCACCACGAAGAAUAUGAGGAACUUAAACAAUGUUGGAAUCCACAAGUACAACUGUUACACCCCAACCAGUAUCAGCAGCCGUACCAAUACCAAAGCCAGCAUGAAGGUCCACAAUACAAACCACAGCAGCUGCUUUCACCACCCAACCUAAUUACUGCUCAGGAUAAAGAUAUAUGCUGGCAGAAUCCUGGAAACCAAAAGAACUUGCCAAACAUGACACUAGAAAGACCUCGUAGGGCAUGUGCACGUGCAAAGGAAAUGCCAAAACUACAGUCCAAAAUGUCUGGCUAUGAAACCCGAAGAGAGAAAACAGCUCGCUAUCCUAAAGUGACCCAUUCUCAGAGAAGUCCUCUCCAGUUUUGCGGAAUGGCUUCAACAAGUUCACUGGAUCAGGAAUAUGAACAUUACAGUGAAUCCUACACUGGUCUUUAUCUGACACCCAGCCAAACAGAGGCCCUCUCACAGAAGCUUGGCCAACUCUAUAAAGAGCCCUCGGAUAUUACCAGAAUUUCUGACACUAAGUUUGAGGAUGUAGAGGGGAAAGAUGUACCUGUUGUUGAGCACUUCAGACACCUACAAACCCAAAGUCAUAGUGAUGAAGGGUUGCAGAGUCUUUCCAGCAUCAUUAUUACAGUGCCAUCUGCCUGCAUAGAUGAUGAGAGUUCAGACCUGCCAGUCUCGGUCUCUGAGUUUAAACUGGAGCCUUUUGCUAUGGGAGAAUGAGUGAGCUGAGGGCGCACUAUACACUGGAGGGCUUUAGUUACAUGGUGAGACAGAGCAAGAUUCAGCUAAACAGUAAUGGACAGGAGUUACCAAGAAGUGUAAUUCUGACUUUUAAUCAAUAGACAUGGGACAUGGUCCCCUUUGUAAAUUUGUAAAGAAAAUUUUAGAUAUAGUAUAUAAAAUAGACCCAGAUGGUCUUUGUGAGCUUACGCUUUGCACCAAUAUGCAUAACACAAUGAACAUUUGUUGAUAUUUGAGUCUGUACUUUUAAAGUACUUUAGUUAGAUAUAAGAUGUGUGCUUAAAAUAUUAAAUUCACAAAUUAGGAAAUGCAAGCUUAAUAUCCUUUAUGAUGCUCAUUAUUUGAUUGGUAUUCUUAAUUGUCUUGGUGUUUUCUGAGGUUCCUGUGCUUCUGAAUCUCCAGGUCAGAUGCAGCUCUGUACUGUUUAUUCAUGUUGUGUGUGAACAGCAUGUGAGCCUUCUUCUGCAUACUAGCACUAUCUCCAAUUUUAGCUGGGCUAAAAUUACUUUCUGUCUCUUAUGGAGUUCAGAGAGACAGAAGGUAAUUUUAGCCCAGCUAAAAUUUUCUUGUCAUUGAGAAGUCAUAUUCACUCCUCUCAAUUUUUAAAGGCAUUUUCUUUCAUCUGCUACAUGUAUUGCUAGCAUAUAUCUGGCACAUUGCCAAUAUAUAUCUUUAACCCUGGUACAUAGCUAAAAUGUAUUGUUAACCCUGGUACAUUGCUAACAUGUACCUUUAACACUGGCACAUUGCUAACACAUGUCUUUAACCCUGGCACAUUGCUAACAUAUGACUUUAACCAUGGCACAUUGAUAACCCAUGACUUUAACCCUGGCACAUUGCUAACAUGUAUCUUUAACCCUGGCACAUUGCUAACACAUAUCUUUAAUCCUGGCAUUUUGUUAACACAUGUCUUUAACCCUGGCUGUAUCAUAUGUCUCUUUCAGGAAAUUUGGUCUUUUCUCUUUCAACUCUGCAUUUUUGGAAGUUGUGGGCAGUUGACCACCUUCAUAUUCUGCUGAAGUACAGAAAUGUAUUUAUACAUUUGUUUGGUUUUCUUGGCAAUAAGAAAAAAAGCAGAUCUGUGUCUUGAGUAAAUUCAUUAAAUUAAUCUGUAAGCAUCUAUGACUCGAUAUAAUGGCAACAGCCAAUUUGACUAUAAGGCAACUGGUCAACAUACAAUGGUUGAACAAUUAACAGACUGCAGUCAAAUGAUGCCAUGCAUUGUAAUAUGUUAUUGUGAAGGCAACUGUGAAAUCAUGCUUGUGGCAUGGGCAGAUCUAACCCAGGGAAGGCCAAGAGUAGGCCAAGGUAGUCUCAGACAAAUCCCAAGUACACAUGCCUCAACCCCCCACCCCCAAACAAACAGUUAAUAUGACAGCCAGAACUGACCCCAUGCACAUAAUGUGCAAUGGAGCUGUGUUUGCUAAUGUAGGAACAUACUGAACACACACUCUAAUAAGGCUUAUUUAUAGAAUAAAAACAAACACUGAAAUAAGAGUCAUUUCUAGAAUAAAAGGUGGUUUAGUAGAUGGUGCAUGUUAUACAAUGUUCCAUAAACCAAUUAUGUCCACUGGGAUUUGCCUAAUUUACAUAUAGAUCUUGCAACAGGAAAAUGUACACCCUUAGCAUUUAGUAACACAUCACAACAUACCUGACAAAUCAGAAAGGACAGGUGAAUGAAUGUUUAAUAUUUUGCAAAUCAUAGAUAGAUCAUAUUGAUUAUGAUAUAUAAAUUACUUAACACAGGAAACUGCACUUUAAAUAAGAACAAACACUUUAAUUUGUGUUUAUUAAUGUCUUUAACCUGCUUUUUAAUAGCAGAUAUGUUUAAUAAUAUGACAGAAAUUGCUUUUUCCUUAAUUUCCUUUUCAUUCUUUAUUUUCCUUUUCUUUUUCUUUUUUCUUGUAAUAUGAGACAAGUUUUACCCCUUGAAACAGAUUUUAAGUAAACAUUUGUCCAUUUGUUUUCUUUAUUUGCUCACAUAUAUAGGUAGUAUUUUAGAUUUUAACAUAGUUUAACAUUUUAUUUCAGUUCAACAACAUUUUAAAAUUGUGUCACAGGGCAGAUUGCUGCAUUUGUUUUUUGUAUCAAAAUAGCUUGACAAAUCAGGGUUUUGUGAGUCUGUCUGUUUGUCCAUCUAUCUAUCUAUUAUUAAGCAAAGUAGUCCAGUAGAUAACUAACAUGAGUAGUUCUUGUUCUACAGUGAGAAUGUAGAAUCAAUAACCAUUAGUGGUAACUAUUUUAUGGCAGUUACCCAAGUAAACAGGUCUGAUAUAUAAUACCAAAGUGAAAGCAUUGCCUUCUUAGGAGAUAGUAAUAUGUGAGCUUCACUGUAAGCCUUUGAUACUAUACUGAGAUAUAAAGGACAAAUUAUAAUUAAAUGUGCUACAUACAA